Cydia pomonella (codling moth) is the source of this 2096-nucleotide messenger RNA. RefSeq lists its product as uncharacterized. Bases 71 to 1657 code for a protein of 528 amino acids. Gene Ontology annotation, biological process: long-chain fatty acid metabolic process; fatty-acyl-CoA biosynthetic process. The record is from RefSeq and is a predicted model, not a curated record. Gene Ontology annotation, molecular function: long-chain fatty acid-CoA ligase activity. Lineage: Eukaryota; Metazoa; Arthropoda; Insecta; Lepidoptera; Tortricidae. The transcript is spliced from 10 exons.
CUGAUAAUUAUCAGUCAGUACUCUUCGCGGUCUCGCUAAGAACAGACGUAGAAGAAGCCAUUUUGUUAAAAUGUUAAAACACCCGUUUUACCAAUACGGAUCCUUAGAUUUGGAAUUACCAGUGAAUUUGAACUUUAGUGAGUUUAUAUUGAACAAGCUUGUGAAGUUUAAAGAGAGAACUAUUAUCAAUGGAACCACAGAAGAAACCAUUGCCUACGGCGACAUCGCCCAAAAAGCGAUGAAUCUCGCCAUCUCCCUCUCUCGCCUAGGCGUCGGAAAGGGACAGGUUGUGGGAAUAUGCUCAGAGAACAGAGCAGAGUUCUGGAGCGCCGUUGUGGGGUCUAUAUGUACCGGGGCCGCGGUUACCACGUUCAAUAUGAUGUACACAACACAUGAGUUAACCCAUGUCGCUGGAAUAUCGAAGCCGAAAUACGUUUUCUGUUCGCCGCUAGCUUACAAAAUGCACAGAAAAACCUUAAAAUCAUUGAAGUUUGUUGAGAAAAUCAUCGUUUUUGGUGACGAAAAGCCGGUGGGAACUAUUUCGUACAACGAAUUGGUGUCAGCUCAAAACGUAAAAUACGAAGAGUUCAGAGCAGCUGACGUGGAAGGUCCAGAUGACACGCUGUUUAUACUAUACUCGUCAGGAACCACUGGCCUACCAAAAGGAGCUGUCUUAACACAUCGAAACGCACUCAUCUCUAGCAAUGCAAAAACCAUAGAAACUCCGCAACCAUGCGUAAUCCUGCUGAUUACCCCAUGGUUCCACACCAUGGGUCUUAUGGGGUCGCUCCUAUAUCUGGCCAGUGGGAGGAACAUGGUGUAUCUGCCAAAAUUCGAGAUCGAAAAUUACUUGAAAUGCAUUGAAAAGUAUAAGGUGACCCGUCUCUACGUAGUGCCACCAAUUUUGGUGGCAAUAGUCAAAUACCCCAAAACGUAUGACCUGAGUACAGUCGACCUGAUAUACAGUGGCGCAGCGCCGCUCACGAAAGAGACAGCUGAUGCAGUGAAGGAUAAAUUCCCAAACGUAAAAUCGGUUCUCCAAGGCUACGGUUUGACAGAAACGGCGCUUGCAGUCACUAGGUGCACUGAUGUGGACUCAAAGUCUGGGACAGUGGGGUCGGUCAUGCCUGGAGCUAUUAUAAAGGUCAUUGACUUAAAAACCCGGAAGCCUGUCGGAGCCAACCAGCCCGGAGAAAUAUGCAUCAAAGGUGGCAUAGUCAUGAAGGGCUACAUCGGCAAGGACCGAAGAGAGGACUUCGAUGAUGAAGGGUUCUUCAGGACUGGAGAUGUGGGGUAUUAUGAUGACGAUGGGGACUUCUUCAUCGUGGACCGGGUGAAGGAGCUUAUCAAGUAUAAGGGAUACCAGGUGGCUCCAGCAGAGCUAGAAGCGGUCUUACUCCAGCACCCAGCAGUCCGCGAUGCAGGUGUAGUAGGUAUACCUGACAGUCGCGCUGGAGAGGUGCCUCGCGCCUUUGUAGUGCUGCAACCAGGUGCCACGGCCACUACUGAAGAGUUACAGAAGUUUGUUGCUGAGAAGCUCUCAAACCCGAAACAUCUUCGUGGUGGUGUACGCUUCGUAGCAGAAAUACCGAAGAACCCCAGCGGGAAGAUCCUGCGCAGAGAGCUACGCAAACUUGCGCAGCAGAGCAAACUAUAAACGUCUUACAAAUCUAGAACAAAGUUCGGCAAAUCUUGUUUUCUAGAAAUUGAUCAAUUUGGUUCCAGUCAUAUUUUUCAUACUUUUGUAUGUUUUCUUACCUUACUUGCAUGUAGUACACAACUAAACCGGUAAUUUAUAAUUGCGUAAUUUACAUUUCUAUGUAAUAGUUUCUUAGUAAUGUAGGAAACUUUAGGCCUAUUUUUAGUUCAUUUAUUUUAAAUAUAUUUGUAAAAGGCUGUUUGUUUUCUAAAUAAAUUAAAAAAAAAAAAAUCUUAAGCCAGUCCAGACGGGAACAAUUUUUCGCAAAAUCAGGUGGUGUGGAUGCAAACGCCAAUUUGACUAGACCAGUGGUUAACCUUUUCAGUCCUGCCACCCCUAUGACUAAGUAGGGAACCCGAUUUUACCCCUCCUACCAUUAAUUAUCAAUAUUCUUUUU